Molecule: messenger RNA, 729 nt
Organism: Ixodes scapularis (black-legged tick)
Lineage: Eukaryota; Metazoa; Arthropoda; Arachnida; Ixodida; Ixodidae
Exons: 3
Coding region: 1-729 (242 amino acids)
Source: RefSeq, a predicted model, not a curated record
AUGCGUGAGCAGCAUUUGGUCACGUGUCUGCAACCGUGUAGGCGUGAGCGGAUAACGAUAAAGAGCCUGCAAAGGAGGAAUAGUUACUUUUUGCGCGACGCUCUCUUCAAAGCGGAUUUUGCCACGCCAGACUCCCCAGCCACGUUGCGCUUUCUGGACCUCCGUUUCGCAGCAGGUUUCUUGCUCGCCCCGACUUUCCUGUUCUUCGCUGGGGAUGACCGACCAGUUGCGGACUUGCUGCGCCUAGACCUUCGCCUCUUGCUCUUCCCUGACGUCGCCUUCCUUGCCCUUGACCUCCUAGUCGUGGCGCUUGCACUUCUAGCCCUCGAGCGCGAUGACGGGCGGCGCCUAGUGCGCCUCCUCGUUCUUCGCUUUGCCGGAGUCGCGGAAGACGACCUGGAACGGCUCCUGGAGGCAGCAGCCCUGUUCCUUUUACGUCCCCGGACUCGAGAGGGGGACGCCAUGGAGGCGCCCUCGCCUACCACGCUGGUGGAUGCGGGUGCCAUGAGAAAAGAUUUAGUCCGCCUGGCCUGGACGUUCUCUCUGCCUAGGCGGUCUUGGCAUAGGACCUCGUCCUACUUACGGACUGGCUGCUGUUUGCUCUCGUGCCGGAACCCCGAGGGCAGGCGACGUCGAACGCCGAAGAGGAACGCGGACGCUCUCUGGAUGUCAGCCAGGCGCGCCAAGGGCGUCGUAGCCUCCUCUUGGGGACUGCUGGCCGGUUCUUGA